Molecule: messenger RNA, 841 nt
Organism: Phytophthora sojae
Lineage: Eukaryota; Oomycota; Peronosporomycetes; Peronosporales; Peronosporaceae
Exons: 6
Source: RefSeq, a predicted model, not a curated record
AUGGAGCCCUCGGAGCACCAAGAAGACACGCCGCCCGUGGACGUGGACGACGUCGAUGAGGACGAGGAGGAGGUGGAGAUCUUCUCGGCCGAAGCCGCCGCCUCCAUCUACUCGCCCGCGCCUUCCAGCGACAGGUCGUCGCUGCUGCCGACGGCCACGCGCCGCUGCGUGUCCAAGGACAUGCUCGAGCAGAUGCCGACGCUCAACAUCAACACUCGGUAUCACGAGGUUGCCGUGCCCAAACCGUUUGGGUGCUUCCACCUGAUGCAGCUCAUCGAAAAGUCCAUCCAGGUGGGGGCGCUCUUCUCGCCCAAGCUCUUCGUGCCCAAGGAGAUCUGGCAGCAAGAUCGGGUCAAGCUGGCGGGGGUCCCUCUCAAAGUUGAAGUGUUCCACCAGCUCAAGCAGGGCCUUGAGAAGACUAGUCAUGCACUGCCAUUGUCGUCGGAUACGGCCAAAGCGGCGUUCACGAAGGAGCUGGACGCGUUGCUGGAGUUUGCGAGACAGGAGCGCGUGCACUUGACCCGGUCGUUCCCGUUCCUGCCGCAGGACAAGAGCUCAGCUGCACCGCAGUUGACACGCAGAGGGAGUCACAGCAACACUGAGGAGGGCCAUGCAGAUGGCCAUUCGUCCGGAAUCGGCAAGUUGACGAAUCUAGCGUUCGGUUUUGGUCGAAUGGUCAAGAAGCAAGCUAUUGCUGCUGUGGAACGCGUUGGCGCUGCGCCGUCCGUGACAGUGCCAAUCGACGAGCUAGACGAGUAUGCGGCGGUGCUCUGCAUGUUCUUCAACUCCACGCGAGGAAUCGAGAAUCUCCUUGGACUGCGAGCAGAUGCUGAUGGGACUC